Messenger RNA from Rotaria sp. Silwood1, 1130 nucleotides. The record is from the annotation of a GenBank genome assembly. Lineage: Eukaryota; Metazoa; Rotifera; Eurotatoria; Philodinida; Philodinidae.
AUAUGUAAUUUUUUCUAACUCUAGUGACUUUCUGGACACCCUAUAUAAUGAAUGUUAUUGAAUACUUUGAAACAUGUUGAGAAAAUUCAUUCUUAUAUAAUAUUUUUAUGAUUUUGUCGAAUUGUUCAUUAGUUUCGAUAUAUAUAUAUCUGAACUUAACGAAUAUAAAGUAAUCAUUUAUUACUUGAUAAUAGAUAUAUUUCAUAGAAUUCAAGAACUAUAUGGAAAAUGAAUAAUAUCUAUGGAUUAAUGGUUGAUAUUAAUUUCUCCGCGGAAUUCAUAAAGAGAAAUUUACAACAUAUUUAUUUUCUAUGUUGCAGGAUUUACUAGCUAAUUUAAAAUGUUUCUCAUUAAUAUGUUAUAAUAGUACGCGAGGAUAUGACAAUUUAAUUCUACCACUUCUUCGUCGAAUGUCAUAUGUUGAAGAAUUAAGUUUAUAUAUUCAUAUAUUGGGUGGAUCAACAUUCAUCUCUGGUAUUCAUCAUAAUAAUAAAAUUCUUAGUCAUAUGCCACGACUUCAUACAUUCUCAUUUUAUUUCGCUUCUGAAAAUGCUGUUGCUGAUUCAGCUAUUCAUUAUGAUAGUUGCAGGAAAUUGAUUUGUCGUGUCUUUUCACUUCCAUUUAGAUUUGAUCGUCUGACAAAUAUCACAAAUAAUAUUCCAAAUAUUGUAUUCAAUUCUGUUCCUCAUUUGAAAUUACGCGAUAAAUAUCCAUUCAAACACGAAUUUUUCAUUCGACUUGCUCGUGGUUUCCCAUUUCUUAAAAGUUUAUAUAUUAACACUAUUCUAGCACCAAACUGGAAAGCCGACGAAUAUCAUCUUAAACAUAUUGAUUGGUGCUCAAUUGUUGAAUAUCCUCACCUUAUUUCACUUGACAUCGAUUCUGCAAAUAUUUAUUAUGCUGAACAUUUUCUCAAUGAAACAAAAACACAUCUACCUUGUUUAACUGAAUUAAAAGUUCGCUAUGAAGAUUUGGAAAUGGUGACAAAAAAUUUUACAAGAAAUGAAACACGACGUAAUUAUACUAAAGUUGAUCCAAGUAAACAACAAGAUGAACAUUGGCUAUUUGGUGAAAUUGGUAAUUAUAAACAAGUAUUUUUUCCAGCAGUCUAUGCAGAACGUAUAACGUAA